This is a messenger RNA of Strongyloides ratti, 1548 nucleotides long. RefSeq names its product NAD-dependent protein deacetylase sirtuin-2. Lineage: Eukaryota; Metazoa; Nematoda; Chromadorea; Rhabditida; Strongyloididae. The transcript is spliced from 4 exons. The record is from RefSeq and is a predicted model, not a curated record. Bases 1 to 1548 code for a protein of 515 amino acids.
AUGAGUACAAGCGCUGUCAAAACUACAGAACACAUUUAUAAAACUUUUAGAGGACGUAGAAAAAAUAGACGUGGAAGAACUUAUCGUCCAAUACGUUUAGUACGUCAAAUACCAAUAACAAAUCUAAAAUUUCCUAAUCCAACUCCUAGUGAUUAUAAUUUUAUUGUUGAUCCAUUAUUUGUUGAAGAAGAAGACUAUUUACAAUAUCAAUAUGAUAAUAUUAAUAUGCAAAGUAUUAAAAAUGACUUUUUCGAUGAUAAUGAUACAUAUGGACGUAAAAAAUUACAUAGAUCUGGAUCACUUCCAUCUCUAAAUAUUUUUAAUGAAAUGAUUGAGAUGUAUGAAUUAAAAAAUGAACCUGGAUAUGUUGAUUCUAGAGAAGAAAGUCCAUUAUACCAUUUUCCAUCUAAUGAAGAUCCAAUAUUAUUAUCAAAAAUGGAUAGAAAAAAGGUUAAACGUUCUCAUUCAUUGGUUGACUUAAGGUACUAUUUUAUUAUGUCACCUGAAACAAUUGAAACUGUUGCUUUGUUACGUAAAUUUGAAAGUGCCUGUAAACUGGAGAGAGUAUUAUAUAAUCUUAAUUUUUGUAACUUUAGACAAAUAAUUAUUAAAGCGCAAGAAUUAGGAUAUCUUACCCCAAAUAUUAUAAAACAUCUAACAAAUAAUAAUAUUUAUGAAAUAUUAAAUAAGCAAGAAGUUGUUGCAAAUAAGAUAAGCAAAUUUAAUUGGAGUUUAUACUAUGAAUUACAUAAAAAAAAAGACCAAUUUUUAAAUAAUAUUAAUAGGAAACCAUCGCAUAAAGAUAGAUUUAAGAGACAUAACUCUGAAAGUCAUUCUGACACUGAUGAUAAUGAAGACGAUUAUUAUAGUAGUGAAGAAGAAAUUGAAGAAUUUACUGAUGAUGACAUUUAUGAUGAAGAAAUUGACAAUGUGAUAGAGAAAGUAGUAAAAAAUAAAAAUGAAAAUGAUAAGGAAAAAAUGGUUAUUUUGAAAAACGAAAAUACCGGUAAUGAGAAAAUAUACGAAAAUGAUUUGAUUAGUAAUGAUGAGAAAAGUGUAAAUGCUAAAGAAGGGAAAAUUGAUGAAACAAUUAAUAUUAAUAACAAUAACAAUAAAAUAGAUAAAAUUGUUGAUAACCACAAUGUUGUUAAUGAAAAUAAUUAUAGUAAUAUAAAUGAUAGUUAUAACAUCAUAAAUUCUAAUACAAAUAUAUUAACAAAUAAAGUACAGAAUGAUAAACCGGUAUUUCUUGAUGAUGGUAAUGAUGAUUAUCAAAAAACGGAAGUAUUAAAUGCUAUUGUAGAAAUAAACAACUCAAAUAAUAAUGAAAAAAUUGUUAAUGGUAAAAUCGUUGAUAAAGAGAACAAUUCAUUAAAAAUAAAUCAAAAGGUCACAAAUAGGACAAAAGAAAAAUCUAAGAAUGUUCAUAUAAUUAAUAAUUUUGAAGAAGCAAUUGAUAUAAUUAAAAAAUCAGAUAAGAUUGUUGUAUUAAAUGGUUAUCAAACAAUUUCAAAUUCAAAUGUACCACAUUGGAAGAGACAUUUUUGA